AUGCCUCUGCGUCUGGACAUCAAGCGAAAGCUGACAGCUCGCUCAGACCGAGUGAAGAGCGUGGACCUGCACCCCUCAGAGCCAUGGAUGGUCCUCAGCCUCUACAGCGGUACCGUGGUCGUCUGGAACCACCAGUCACAGAGUAUUGUUAAAACCUUUGAGCUGUGUGACCUCCCCGUGCGAGUGGCAAAGUUUGUGGCCCGGAAACAUUGGGUCAUUGCCGGAGCAGACGACAUGCAGAUCCGAGUGUUUAACUACAACACGUUGGAGAGAGUCCAUAUGUUCGAGGCCCACGCAGACUACAUCCGCUGCAUCGCUGUCCAUCCGUCACAGCCCUACAUCCUCACCAGCAGCGACGACAUGUUGAUCAAACUGUGGGACUGGGACAGGAAGUGGAUUUGUUGCCAGGUUUUUGAGGGACACACACAUUACGUCAUGCAGAUCGUCAUCAACCCCAAAGACAACAACCAGUUCGCCAGCGCUUCUCUGGACAGAACCAUCAAGGUGUGGCAGCUGGGAUCCAAAGCUCCAAACUUCACCCUGGAGGGCCACGAGAAGGGAGUGAACUGCCUGGACUACUACAGCGGAGGAGAUAAGCCUUAUCUCAUCUCUGGGGCUGACGACCACAUGGUCAAAAUAUGGGACUAUCAGAACAAAACCUGUGUUCAGACUCUCGAAGGCCACGCCCAGAAUGUCACCUGUGUUUCCUUCCAUCCGGAGCUCCCGAUCAUCCUCACCGGCUCCGAAGACGGGACUGUCCGUGUGUGGCACUCCAACACGUACAGGCUGGAGAACACCCUGAACUAUGGUCUGGAGAGGGUCUGGUGCAUCUGCAGUCAGUCCGGCUCCAACAGUGUGGCGUUGGGCUACGACGAAGGCAGCAUCAUCAUCAAGUUGGGGCGAGAGGAGCCGGCCAUGUCCAUGGACUCCAGUGGGAAAGUGAUGUGGGCACGACACUCAGAGGUCCAGCAGGCGAAUCUGAAGGCUCUGGGCGACGCAGAGGUCAGGGACGGAGAGAGGCUUCCUCUGGGGGUGAAGGACAUGGGCAGCUGCGAGAUCUUCCCCCAGACCAUCCAGCACAGCCCCAACGGCAGAUUCGUGGUGGUGUGUGGAGACGGAGAGUACAUUAUCUACACCGCUGUGGCCUUGAGGAACAAAAGCUUUGGAACGGCUCUGGAGUUUGUCUGGGCCCACGAUUCCUCACAAUACGCCAUUCGAGAAGGCAAUAACAAAGUCAAAAUCUUCAAGAAUUUCAAGGAGAAAAAGGCGUUUAAACCAGACUUUGGCAGUGAAGGUGUGUUUGGAGGCUUCUUGCUCGGGGUCAGGUCCAGCAGUGGUUUGGCCUUUUACGACUGGGAAACUGCCGACCUCGUCCGGCGAAUCGAAAUCACACCUAAGCAUGUGUUCUGGUCUGACUCUGGGGAGCUGGUGAGUAUUGCCACCGAAGAGUCCUUCUUCGUGCUGAGAUACAUGUCUGAGAAGGUGGCGGCGGCUCUCGAGAAGAAGAGUGACAUCACAGAGGACGGGAUCGAGGAGGCGUUUGACGUGCUGGGAGAGGUGCCGGAGGUGGUGAAAACAGGAGUGUGGGUCGGAGACUGCUUCAUCUACACCAGUUCUGUGAACAGACUCAACUACUACGUUGGAGGAGAGAUCAUCACAGUGGCUCACUUGGACCGGACCAUGUAUCUUCUGGGCUACAUUCCCAAAGACGACCGGCUGUAUCUGGGAGACAAAGAGCUGAGUGUGGUGAGCUUCUGGCUGCUGCUGUCGGUGCUGGAGUACCAGACGGCCGUGAUGAGGAGAGACUUCACCACCGCAGACCGAGUCCUGCCCACCAUCCCCAAAGAGCAGAGGCCUCGCGUCGCACACUUCCUCGAGAAACAGGGCUUCAAACCGCAGGCUCUGGCGGUGACCACAGACGCAGAACACAAGUUUGAACUGGCUCUGCAGCUCGGGGAGGUGAAGAUCGCGUACGAGCUGGCCCAGGAGGCAGAGUCCGAGCACAAGUGGAAGCAGCUGGCUGAGCUCGCCACCUCCAAGUGCCACUUCAGUCUGGCCCAGGAGUGUCUGCACCAGGCCCAGGAUUACGGAGGUUUACUGCUGCUGGCCACGGCCUCCGGGAACGCUCCGAUGGUAGGAAAACUGGCCGAGGGCGCGGACUCGGACGGAAAGACCAACGUGGCCUUCCUCGCUUAUUUCAUGCAGGGCAGACUGGACAAGUGUCUGGACCUCCUGAUCAGGACCGAGCGGUUGCCAGAGGCGGCGUUUCUGGCGAGAACAUACCUCCCGAGCCAAGUGUCGAGGGUGGUCGGUCUGUGGAAGCAGAGUCUGUCUCGUCAGAAUCAGAAGGCAGCAGCCGCUCUGGCCGAUCCGUGCAGCUACAGUAACCUGUUCCCUGGACUACAGCGCGCCCUAGUGGCCGAGCAGUAUCUGCAGGAGACACACGUGGGAGGCAGACCAGCAGCAGACUACACCGUCACGAUGCCAAACGAGGACCGUAAUGUUCUGGAAGAAUCUGAAGGUUUUGUCCCUAAAGAAGCGUCUGAGGUUGUAGCUGAGUCUCAAACUGUGGUUCCUACGUCUGCAGAGGUCUCUCCAACACAAGUGCACAAUGAAGAAGUGGAGAAGGUUUUUGAAAGUGCAUUGUUUGUGACGAGCUCCAAACCUGAAGAGAAACCAGCGGCAGCUCAAGUGAGAGAAGAGGAUCCGGGCGUUUCUCUGAUGGAAACUAACGUGGCCAAAGAGACGCCUGAGAGUCCGGCUCCAGUGGAACCCUGUGAGGACAGAGUCGUGGAUCCUGCCCCAAAGAUGGAAGCUUCAAUCCCAACAGAAGGAGAAGAAACACUGACGGCUUCACCUCCUCCAGAGUCAGAAGAAGAGACCGCGGAGGCAUUUAAAUCUGAGGAGUUGGUUUUAGCCGAACAAAUUAUCCAAAUUUCAACCAACGUUGUGUCACCGGAGCUGGAUUUGGAAGAAAAUUCUACUCCAGAACAAAUCGUAACGACCGAGGAGGCUAAUAAUAAGGAAACGGACCCUGAUUCGGCAGGCGAUCUCGCAGAUGUUACCAUGGAAACGGCCAUGAUACCUCCUGCGGCAACAGAAGACCUGGUCCUUCAUGAAGAAGAAGCAAAAGUGAGCGCGGCGGCCAUUUUGGAAGACAGGACCUUGGUUCAAGACGACACGACUUCACCGGAGAAUGUUCAGGAAGUGGCAAAAGAGGAACAGCUUAUUUCGUUUGAAUCUUCCACAUUUACAGAAGCAGAACCGGAAAUCCUGGAGCAAACUCUAGCUAGGUUCAAACUCAGUCCGAGGCCAGAACCAGAGGUGGAACCAUCACCAGCUGUAGAUGAAGAGGAGGAGGAGGAGGAUUUGGGACCUGGGGCCCUAAGUCUUGGUCCGGACGCCCCAAGUCUUGGUCCGGACGCCCCAAGUCUUGGUCCGGACGCCCCAAGUCUUGGUCCAGAGGUGCUGGCUGUAGCUCCAGAAGUAACAGAAGAAGAAAAAGUGGAAUUUAAGGAUGAAGACGAUGAUGAGGGUCUGGACGAUCUGGAUUUGGACAAUUUUGAUUUGGGAGACUUCGAUCCCGCAGACGUCAACUUGGACGACGAUUUCUUGGAUGAAAAUUAA
Knipowitschia caucasica is the source of this 3627-nucleotide messenger RNA. Lineage: Eukaryota; Metazoa; Chordata; Actinopteri; Gobiiformes; Gobiidae. The record is from the annotation of a GenBank genome assembly.